AUGAGAGAAAUCAGAAAACUAGAGCGCGGGAUCAGCACCAAACGAGGUGACCACCUCGUCCAAAAUGGCCAACAUCCAUAUGAUGAAUGGGAGGAGCAACAGCGAUAUUGGCCUUCGCCACGGGCGCCUCCAGUGAGCCCGACAGAAUCACCAUGGACCCCAGGUGGGAGCCAGAAAAAGGCAGUGCUGGGAAAGGUGAAGAGCAAGGCCAAGAAAUGGAUGCACCUGCUGCAUCACAAAAAGAAGCCCGCACAAGAGGAGAUGAUGUGGACGCCCAAGGCUGGACCCAGUCCAGAAGACAUCAAGGGCAGGAAAGAACAACAAGAUGCCGAGCACCAUGGAACCCCCAGUAAAGCUCAACAUCCACCUUCCUCAGGUGAUUCAGAAAGGACACCUGAGGUGUUCAUGGAAGCAUCACCAAGACAGAAUUCACCAGUCCCGAGCCCCACUGCACACAAGGAACAACCAUACUUCAAGGUCAGCAGCAGGUUUGAGUCAGAAAUGAAGGAAGCCAAUGAAAUGCUGAGGGAAUCAAAGCAGCUCCGUGUCAACACAACUAAGCCAAAGUCUGUAGCUUUUGCGCCAACCAUAGAACGCGAGUUCGGGGAUGAAAAGAAUGGCUGGAACAGCAGGGAACUGUCUGAAGCAGCAACCGAGGUGUUCAAAAAUGCAUAUGCUACGGUCUAUCAGGCAGCCCUCAAGAUGAUCUCUAAAAUACAAGAAAUAAUGGUUGCAUAUAAUGUUGAUAGAAGGCACUUGAUAGAGAAGGUAAUAUCAGUUAAUAGAUACCUGCUGUUGAAGCUCCAACCUGGACAAGAUGAUAAGGUACUCUCAGAAAUCAUUACUGAGGCUGUCCUCAAUCUGUUCGACACAUGGAGUGAGGGUGUUGAGAGGCCUUUGGUACAAAGGGCAAAGGAAAUCUCUUCCUGGUUUCUGCAUGAAGGAAGAGAAGAAACACCUCCUGUUCCACUGUCUACACAUCCUUGUGUGUAUGAAGAUGCAGAAGAAUUUUAUUCCUUAGAGAAUGAACUACAGCUUGAAGCAUGA
Messenger RNA from Phragmites australis (common reed), 1047 nucleotides. RefSeq lists its product as uncharacterized. Gene Ontology annotation, biological process: response to stress; response to abscisic acid. Bases 1 to 1047 code for a protein of 348 amino acids. NCBI's taxonomy places the organism in Eukaryota, Viridiplantae, Streptophyta, Magnoliopsida, Poales, Poaceae. The transcript is spliced from 4 exons. The record is from RefSeq and is a predicted model, not a curated record.